Papaver somniferum (opium poppy) is the source of this 1745-nucleotide messenger RNA. RefSeq names its product pectinesterase-like. The record is from RefSeq and is a predicted model, not a curated record. Gene Ontology annotation, biological process: cell wall modification. Bases 516 to 1574 code for a protein of 352 amino acids. Gene Ontology annotation, molecular function: pectinesterase inhibitor activity; pectinesterase activity. NCBI's taxonomy places the organism in Eukaryota, Viridiplantae, Streptophyta, Magnoliopsida, Ranunculales, Papaveraceae. The transcript is spliced from 4 exons.
UCUAUAAAUAAAACCCUCGAGAGCCGAGACUUCAAAGCAAGAGAGAGAUGAAACAAAUAAAGGCGAAGAAUCGAGAAAAUGGAAGAUGGAAAGCCAAAUUCACUGGAUAUUGAUGAAGUCAUGUUGGAACUCCUCCAUUCACUACAGAUGGAAGGAAACCCCUUUUGAAAAUUCAAGGUAAUGGGUUACCUGUAAUGGAUUCACACAUCUCUCAUCAAAUUGAAAUGGAAAACCCUUAAUUUCAACCUUUUCCCCAAUAGGAACUGAAGACAAAUCAAGGGUUAUCCCUAUGCAUCUCACCAGCAUCAUUUAUAUCUUCUAUUGAAGAAGAUGAAAGUCUUGCUCCAGAGUACGAGAAAGCUGCAGCUUUAUUGAGCAGUCACGAUCCUCAAAUUGUUCUGGCCAAGGUAGAUGCCAAUCAAGAAUUCAACAAGGCACUAGCUAAUGAAUUUAAGAUUGUAAGAAGUAGACGAAAGGAGAUAACGGACUACAAAGGUCCAAGAUUAGCAGGAGGUAUGGUUGAAUACUCGAAGAAACAAGUUGGCCCGGCAUCAGCUGCUAUAAAUUCCGUGGAAGAUGCUAGCAAUCUCAUUAGAAAUUCUCUGUCAAUUAUCUCCAAUCCUGCAGAAUAUGACUUCUUGGUUGCCAACAACGGAUCUGGUAAUUUCAGUAGUAUACAAGAGGCUGUAGACCAUUCUCCGACAAGAAGUUUUAAAAGAACCAUAAUUCGCAUCAAACAAGGUGUUUAUGUUGAAAGUGUCGUCAUCCCGAAAGAGAAAAGCAAUCUUUAUUUCGUAGGAGACGGGAGAGACCUUACAAUCAUAUCAGGGAACAAAAAUCAAUUUGAUGGGUAUUCUAUAAUGACUUCUGCAACAGUUGCGGUGGAGGGUGACGGAUUUUUAGCUCGAGAUAUAACGUUUGAAAACACUGCCGGACCAGCAAAGUUUCAAGCCGUUGCAUUGAGGAUUAACGCGGAUGCAUCAGCGCUUUACCGUUGCAACAUCAAUGGAUACCAAGACACGUUGUUUGUUCAAUCCUUUCGACAGUACUUUAGAGAGUGCAAUAUUUCGGGAACGAUAGAUUUUAUCUUUGGAGAUUCUGCAGUUGUCUUUCAACAAUGUAAUAUUAUAGCAAGGUUACCGAGUCUAGGACAGUAUAAUGUGAUAACUGCAUCUGGUAGGGCAUAUCCUCAUAGUAAGGGUGGCAUUAUUAUACAGAACUGCUCGAUUUUAGCCUCGGAAGAUUUGAAGAACAUCAAUUAUACCGUGGAGACCUACUUAGGAAGGCCAUGGAAGGCAUAUGCAAGAACCGUGGUAAUGGAAUCCUACUUGGAUAAUUUGGUUCAUCCCAAGGGUUGGAUCGAGUGGGAACAUAAUUUAAGUUCUGUAGAUUUAUUGUGGUAUGGUGAGUAUAGGAAUACAGGACCAGGGGCUAAGAAUGUUAGCCGGGUUGAGUGGAAGACAUAUCACAAGCUAAUGGGUGAUGAUGAAGCUUUUUACUUUACUGUCUCAGAGUUCAUAGCUGGAAACCAUUGGUUGAAUUCCACUGGGUUUCCUUAUGAAACCGGGAUUUAGGUUUCGGUAUAGGUAGUCCAUGGAUUCGAUGUUCGAAGUUUACUCUUUCACUUUGCUACUUUGGAAUUUCAUUUUUCAUUAUUGAUGUAGUUCAUAUUUCCUCAGUUUAAUGGUGUUCUGGUAAUUUUACGUGUCUUAACAAGGAAAUUCAAUAUAUACAUUUUUUAAUAA